AUGGAAGGCUUACAAGAUGAGGUUAUCAGGUUAAAAGAGGAGCUGCAGAGAUCCAGUUCUGAACAAUUUUUCUUGUUGAAGGAAUUAGUGACUAAAGAAAUGGAAUUGGAGAAGUCAACACUGUCCGUAGAGAAAUUGAAGGAAUCAAUUUCAUCCAUGGCAUUAGAGUCUGAAUGUGAGAUUGAUGCUGUCAAUGUGAACACCGGAAAUUUUUCUCAGAAGGUUGAAGAGUGGCUAGAAAAGAAGGACAGAUCACAACUCAAUGGUCAGUCUUCCUUGAGCGAACAAGAGAAGGGUUCAGACAUAUCAAAGGAUAUAAGUGUUUAUGGAGAAGUAUUGGGUCCACUCCUUGGGAGGCUAUCUUUGGCGUUGGAAACAGAUGCAGAUAUUAAAGAGGAGAUGCAGAAGAUGUCACAUCAGAUGCAAAAGUAUAAAACACUUGUGGAGAAACUUAAGGAAGAAUUAAGAGAAGAAAAGUUGAAGGCCAAAGAAGAAGCAGAGGACCUUGCUCAAGAAAUGGCAGAGCUUAGAUAUCAAGUUACAGGUUUGUUAGAAGAAGAACGUAAGCAUCGUGCUCGCAUUGAACAGGCAUCCUUGCAAAGAAUUGCCGAGUUAGAAGCACAGCUUCAAAGAGAACAGAGAAAAUCUUUAUUUGCUGUCCGCGGUCUCCCUGAAGUGUAGAAACUGGAAUUAUUCAAAGUUUUUCAAGUUCAUCAGAAGAGACUCAUCUUAGAGAUGUACUGAAAGAUGUAGGAUGUCUUCUCAUGUCUUGGUUCCUGGAGAAGAGAAAUGAAGUGGCUGUACAGAAGAACUAGCUCGUGCGUGUCACAG
This is a messenger RNA of Neltuma alba, 831 nucleotides long. Its product is annotated as sarcolemmal membrane-associated protein-like. The transcript has 6 exons. Lineage: Eukaryota; Viridiplantae; Streptophyta; Magnoliopsida; Fabales; Fabaceae. The coding region runs from base 1 to 681 and encodes 226 amino acids. The record is from RefSeq and is a predicted model, not a curated record.